Messenger RNA from Alternaria burnsii, 2109 nucleotides. RefSeq names its product kinase-like. The transcript is spliced from 4 exons. Lineage: Eukaryota; Fungi; Ascomycota; Dothideomycetes; Pleosporales; Pleosporaceae. The coding region runs from base 1 to 2109 and encodes 702 amino acids. Gene Ontology annotation, molecular function: protein kinase activity; glycosyltransferase activity; ATP binding. The record is from RefSeq and is a predicted model, not a curated record. Gene Ontology annotation, cellular component: Golgi membrane. Gene Ontology annotation, biological process: protein phosphorylation; protein N-linked glycosylation.
AUGGUGUUUUCAGAAGCCUUCAUGUGGUCGAUGUACAGUCAGUUGAUGAACGCCAUCGCGUUUCUUCAUGAAGGAAUCGAUGAUCAGCGUCGGAGAGGUCGUGAUGAGUGGAGGCCAAUCGUGCAUCGAGACGUCAAGUUCGAGAAUGUACUCGUAAAGAACUUAGGCUCCAAGGAUGACUGGCCAGACAUCGAGGUCAAGCUAGGCGACUUUGGAAUGGCUGGUUACUACGAUCCAAAAGAUCCUAAUCCUCGGGGGCAUAUUGGCACAACUCACUACUGGCCGCCGGAAGUCACUUGGGAGAAUAAGCGUCUGGGUCCAGCAAGUGAUGUAUGGGGUGCUGCAACCAUUAUACAUGGACUUGCUCAUAACUUUGGACCGCUCGUUGACCCCAAUGUCAUCGAGAAGAAAUGGUUUCUGCAGAAUGACAAAGCACCGUACUUGGAUUCCUGGCCGGGGAAUCUCAAGAAGAAGUACUGGUCAAGUAAAGCGCCGUGGAGACCUAUACCAAUCAAUAUCGAACCCAGUGCUCCAAUCUCGAUAUUGGCCGACGAAGAUCUUGGAUACGACAAACAAGCGCUCGUAUUCCGUCAAUGUAGACCAAGCCCAAAGUACUCUGAUGCCUUGAGUGACUGUAUGAUGGCAGGGUUAGCGAUGUCUCCAGAAGAACGACCAGAGUCUGGGCAAUUGUCAAGAGAAAUUGAGACAGCACAUGCAGACUUUCUGUUCCAAGAUUUGUGCUUGGCACACAAGCGCGAGACAAUCAAUGCAGAAUACGAGGAUAUAAGAGAAGACGUUACAGAGAGCGGCCACCAAUGGGAUACCGGAUUUUGCGAUAACGUGAUCGCUGUCGCUUCACCAACGACCCCUCGUCCAAAGAUGCUCGCCGCACAACGUUCAUAUGUCCUGGCCAUUGCCACUUUCCUGGUAGUGGCGACACUGUCGUUCUACGUGUUCCGCGACCAAGGCGCAUUAGUGGUUGAAAGAAUCACAAACCCGCCAAACCUAUCAUCGAAACCGUCCCUUCGAGACACAAUCAACACAUUGUUUGCCAGAAUAAAACACGAUCCAAGUGCUUCUGCAUACGUCGAUCCGUCAGGCACAUACUACAAAGGUGGAAACGAGACAGUCUGGACAAGACCCCUCGGCAAGAAAGUCUUGAUUGUGGAUAUCGACACGCGUGUGCCAACUGGUGAGAAUGAGCUUCUCAAUCCAGAACGCUUGGACUGGGAGAAUCUCAAGACGUCCGGAGCUGGUAUGGUGUCAAACUCUAUCAUGAAUCACUACCUGUAUGCCAUGGUCCAUGGAUAUGACUACAAAUUCUAUCAGGCGCGGGACAUGAAGGAUCAUUACAACACCUGGAUCUUACCCCAUGUUCUACGCGAAUUGAUACUUGAUUAUCAGUUUGUGGUCGUAAUGGAUGCCGACGUUACAGUCCCACACCUUGACGUUCCAUUCGAGUGGAUGUUCAACCGCUGGGGUAUCAAACAGCACACGUCCAUAGCUCUUCCGUGGGAUACCGAAGAAUUUCGCGACGAAGGAUCUAUCAGCAUAGAUAGCAAGGGGAUACGUGUCCUCAACACAGGUCUGGUUAUCGCGCAAAAUUCUUCUUUGACAUUGGAUUUGCUCGAAGCGUGGCGGGACUGCACGACUGAGAAACGCUACAAAGGCUGCGCCAAGUGGAAGACCGAAUGGAGCCAUGAACAGCGUGCAUUCUCAGAAUACAUUCGUUACGAUUUCAACAAGACGCCUGAAACGAUCGUUAGCAUACCCUGUGACGAUGCAGUAGGAUGGCCGGGCUUCCGCGAGGAUAUGCUAAAUCGACCCGGUACCAAAAAUCACGAUAUCUCCAAUUGCAACGGAAACUUCGUUCGGCACUACACAACCAUGGGGAAGAGUCGAGUCAAGGAUGCGAAUGCAGCCAGUGUGAUGCAGGUGUUGAGCGAAGCGCUCCAGAGGAGUAUUUUAGCAAACCCGGAAGAAGUGUGGUACAAGGAACCAGAGAGAAAGAUCGAAGAGCCAGUACCGAAAGAUCAACCAACAGAGGUGCGGGAAGAUGAGGAGAGUAAACUGGACACCGAUGUGGUUUUGAUAGAAAGAGAAGCAUGA